AACAUGAAGCUCCUCAUGACUGUUAUAUGUCUAUCCGUGGCUGUUACAGCCUACGAGCCCAUCAACAUUGAUUACCACAACACAAUAGGUGUUUAUGAAGCUGCUCGUAUCAAACAAGCUGAAGAGUCUACUGACUUCGACGGAAGCAGAAUCGUGGGAGGAAACUUCGCUAUUCUUGGUCAAUUACAAUACCAAGCUGGGCUCCUUAUCAGACUUCUAGACGGCAGACAAUCAGUUUGCGGUGCUUCCCUUAUUAGUAAUUCCAGAUUGGUGACAGCUGCUCACUGCUGGUUUUCUGGGGGUUCUCAAGCUCGCGAAUUCCUUGUAGUUCUUGGCUCUAUCACUCUUUACUAUGGCGGUACCCGUAUCCUCACAAACAAUGUUCGCCCACACGAAUAUUUCAAUCCACGUAAUCUCCACAAUGAUAUUGCCGUCAUCUACAUAAAUCCUGUUAGCUAUUCAAAUAACAUUAGGAAUAUUGGGAUAGCUUGUGGAGACGAUUUAUACGUUGGAUCGUGGGCUACAGCAUCAGGAUUCGGCCGCUUCACAGAGACUUCUGGCGCUUCUACAACCCUGAGGUACGUUAACUUGCAAGUUAUCACCAAUGAAGUAUGCAGACGUACUUUCGGAAACAUGAUAAUACCUUCUUUCCUCUGCGUGGCUACCCCGAAUGGACGCAGUACCUGCGCUGGAGACUCUGGUGGUCCCCUCGCUAUUGAAAACACACUGAUUGGUAUCACAUGUUUUGGACAUCGCGAAGGAUGUACUCGUGGUCACCCUGCUGGUUUCAUCAGAAUUUCUUCAUUCUACGAUUGGAUCGUAUCUAACAUGUAAAUAAUGCCUAAUACAAGUG
Messenger RNA from Danaus plexippus (monarch butterfly), 853 nucleotides. Its product is annotated as collagenase-like. Gene Ontology annotation, molecular function: serine-type endopeptidase activity. The record is from RefSeq and is a predicted model, not a curated record. Gene Ontology annotation, biological process: proteolysis. Lineage: Eukaryota; Metazoa; Arthropoda; Insecta; Lepidoptera; Nymphalidae. The transcript is spliced from 5 exons. The coding region runs from base 4 to 834 and encodes 276 amino acids.